Messenger RNA from Mugil cephalus (flathead mullet), 3131 nucleotides. Its product is annotated as toll-like receptor 13. Gene Ontology annotation, molecular function: protein binding; transmembrane signaling receptor activity. The transcript has 7 exons. Gene Ontology annotation, cellular component: membrane. The record is from RefSeq and is a predicted model, not a curated record. Gene Ontology annotation, biological process: toll-like receptor signaling pathway; inflammatory response; immune response. Bases 171 to 2912 code for a protein of 913 amino acids. NCBI's taxonomy places the organism in Eukaryota, Metazoa, Chordata, Actinopteri, Mugiliformes, Mugilidae.
GCGAACAUGCUGUGGGCAACAUCUUUUCUGAAAGACGGAUAUUUAAGUAGAUGAACUUGUGAAUUUACAAAUGCAGUUAAAGUAGAGUAGGGUGGUACAGUAAAGCAGCAAAAGAGGAGCAUAAAACAAUUUUUCUGACCUGACUGACGUACAGGAGCCGUGGCGCAAAGAUGGUGCGAACUACUCUGCUUCUGCUUCUGCUCAGCAUCACGUCCUGUUGCGGUUUUGGCUUCAGGGGCUGCGCUCAAAAUAUGCCCAGGACAGAUAUCAUGUGGUGCUUCAACCAGAACAUUGUCAACCUCACGGCUGUCGUUAGCAUGAUACCAGAAAACACAACUACAAUUAACCUGUCCAAGAACAAGAUCCAGGUCAUCCCAGUUGGGUCAUUCAGCCGGGUGACCCGGCUGAAACACCUAGACCUGAGCCAGAAUAUGCUAGUUUCCCUAAAAGGUGGAGAACUGAGAGGUGCAAACCUCCUGGAAUUUCUCAACCUCACUUGCAACAACAUCUCACACAUCACCUCCAAUGCAUUUGAAGGACUCACCAUGCUACAAACACUCCUUCUGACCCACAAUGCACUUGCAAGUAGCCUACCAGCCAUCUUUGAUUUCCUCCCUGCGAUUUACCAAGUCAGUCUCUCUCUCAACUCACUCAAGUCUUUCAGCUGUGCAGACUCUGGAAGCUCCUCCACUCUUAAGCGUCUUGACCUUUGGGCAAAUAAGAUUCAGGCGUUAAAUGUGAGCUGUUACCCCGCCCUUGAGUACAUCAGACUCUCCAACAACACCAAACUGGAGCUGCAGGCUGAUGCUUUUGAUUUCAACCCAAGGCUGACGACGCUGAUUCUUCAGGGAGUUGAUGCAAAAUUGGUGCUGGGACUCUCUGCUCAGACAAAGAGGAAUCUCACUUGGGUGUCAUUCUCUCUGUUUGUAGAGAAAUCUCCGUCAAAUAUCUGUGGACUGCUGAGAGGAAUGGACAAGCUUGAGAAAGUAGAGGUUGAUUUGAAGGGAUCCAAGUUGCCUCAAGGAAACUUCAGUCUACUGGACUGUCCAACUCCACCAGGGGUUGUCCUUUUGGAUGCACAUUUUGGGAACGUAGCUCAACUGUCGCUGGGUAAAGGGAACACGCACAAUCUCAGUCUCAGCAACUGUGGCUUGAGGCAGAUAUCUCGCACGACGUUUGAGGGUUACCAGCAGCUGACAAGACUGGAGCUAAAUCAAAACAAUAUUGUCAUUGAGCCGGACACAUUUAAAGACCUGACUCAGCUCAUUUUUUUAAGCUUUGAAAGGAAUACAGUUCGUGACAUCAACCCCAAAUGGUUCGUCCCUCUGAAGAAGCUGACCGUCCUGUCAAUCGUAAAAAAUCAAAUCACAGAGCUGGCGCCAAAGGCCUUCAGUCACCUCGUCCAGCUCGAGCAGCUCUACCUGCAGUUCAAUCUGCUGAAAUACAUCACCAGGAAGCCUUUCAGUAAACUGCGGAGGCUAAAAAAACUCAACCUCAGCUUAAACAUCAUUGAUUUCAUUGAAGAAGGCACCUUCCAGGAUCUGACAAGUCUAAGAUACCUGGACCUAAGUGGGAACCGCAUCAAGAGACUGACACCAGCAAUUCUGUCUGGGCUUAGGAGUCUGACAGGUUUUGUUCUGUACAACAACCGCCUCCAUUUUAAAUCCUACGAAAGUCCUUUCAUCAACCUCUCUUCACUUAAGCAUAUUGACAUGAAUUACCAGGGGCCCGGAGGUCAAGGCAUCGGAGACAUCGGGCCUCAUUUCUUCCAAGGUCUCCAUCGACUCACUUCUAUGACCAUCGGGCACAGCAUCAGGAUGGACAUAGAUCCUGACGCCUUUGCUCCCCUAGUUAAUUUGACCAACCUGUACAUAGCUGGAGUGGUGAUGAAAGCAACCAAUCUGACCGCGGUGUUUUCCCCUCUGAAAAGGCUGAAGAAGCUCAGUCUUUACCAGGCAAACCUUGAUAGUCUCCCUGCAAGGCUUCUGCCCCCAGAUAACGUACUAGAGACUCUCAAAGUGCAGUCAAACCACAUCCACGAUGUGGACAAAUCAAUGCUGGAUGCUCUACCAAGACUGCGAAUACUGGACAUCACAGAAAACCCACUGAGCUGCACCUGUGACACCUCCUGGUUCAAGAACUGGGCCAUCAACAAUGUCCACACACAGGUUUCCUACCUGUACAGUCUGAAGUGUGACAAUGGCAAGAAAGCACCCUACCUGUGGCAGUUUGAUGACAAGGCCUGCUCCUAUGAACAGGCUUCAUUCGUCCUCUUCAUCACCUGCUCUGUGUUGAAUGUGUUGUUUGUAUGUGUGUGUUUGACCUGGCACACACAAGGCCCGACCCUGCGCUACCUGAUGCUCAUUAUUAAACGAAAACUUGGUGGACGUAGGGGGGCAUCGGGGCCCAAAUUUAAAUAUGAUGCAUUCAUUUCCUACAGCUCUAAGGAUGAGGCUUGGGUGAUGGGAGAACUGGUACCUAACCUAGAGAGGCCGGCCUGCGGUGCACCAAGUCUCAGACUGUGCCUCCACCACAGAGACUUCCGCCCCGGCACUGCAAUUCUGGAGAACAUCGAGGCGGCCAUCUACAACUCUCGGCACACCAUCUGCGUGGUCACGCGGCACUACCUGCAGAGUGAGUGGUGCUCUAUGGAGUUUCAGCUGGCCAGUCUGAGGCUCCUGUGUGACGGCAGCGACGUGCUGCUGCUGGUGUUCCUGGAGGAGAUCCCUCAACACUGUCUGUCUCCAUACACGCGCCUGCGCAAGAUUGUCCACAAAAAUACCUACCUGCUGUGGCCCGAGGAGCCACAAGAGCGGGGUGCUUUCUGGAUCAGGAUGAUCGAUGCUUUGAAAGACAAUGAGGAGGACGUGGGACCGGGAGGAGAGGGGGAGUUGGCUCGGCUAAUUGGCUAAAUCAAAUGCUAGCUGUUUGAUGUUUUCUUUUUUGUGAGAGUAGUUGGUAAGUAGUAAGAAAACAGCAAAUGCAAGAGUUCUAACUUUGGCUUGUGCAUUUAAUUUUUGCUUGUGGGUUUGGGCAUUUAUUUUUGAUUUUGAGUUCCACAGGGUAGCCUUUCAGACUCACUUGUAGUAUAUGUAUUAGUAUGAGUCCUUUUUUAUUAUUAUUAAAAAUAA